Molecule: messenger RNA, 855 nt
Organism: Orycteropus afer afer
Lineage: Eukaryota; Metazoa; Chordata; Mammalia; Tubulidentata; Orycteropodidae
Gene: NPDC1
Product: neural proliferation, differentiation and control 1
Exons: 8
Coding region: 1-855 (284 amino acids)
Cellular component (GO): membrane
Source: RefSeq, a predicted model, not a curated record
AUGGCGACGCCCGUCCCUCCGCCCUCCCCGCGGCACCUGCGGCUGCUACGGCUCCUGCUUUCCGGCCUCGUCCUCGGUGCGGCCCUCCGCGGGGCCGCCGCCGGCCGCCCCGAUGCAGCCGCCUGCCCCGGGAGCCUGGAUUGUGCCCUGAGGAGGCGGACACGGUGCCCCCCAGGCGCGCACGCCUGUGGGCCCUGCCUGCAGCCCUUCCAAGAGGACCAGCAAGGACUGUGCGUGCCCAGGGUGCGCAGGCCUCUGGGGAGGGGCUCGCCACAGCCCAGCCUGGAAGAUGAAAUCGACUUGUUAGCCCAGGAGCUCGCCCGGCAGGAGGCCGGGCCCCGGAGCCUAACCGAGCGGCCUCAGCCUGAGGCCCGACAGCGGCUCCUGGAGCCUGCGGCCACCCUGGGGCUCUCGGAGCGGGGCCAGAGACCCGAGCUGGGCCUCCCCUCUCCCCGGGGAGCCCCUACGCCCUCUCCCCGCACCUCCUUGGGCUCCCCUGUGUCGUCUGGGCCCGUGCACAUGGCGCCCCUGGAGCCCCGAGGCGGGCGUGGGGACGGCCUGGUCCUCGCACUGAUCGUCGUGUGCUCCUUGGCCGGCGCGGCCGCCCUGGCCAUGGUCGCCCUCUGCUGGUGCAGGCUGCAGCGAGAAAUCCGCCUGAGUCAGAAGGCCGACUACGCGGCGCAGAAGGGGCCCGGCUCACCCGCUCCAGUGCACCGCCCCCCAGAGGCCACAGGCAACACCCUCAUUCCUGUGCGACCUUUCACACCCAUCACCCUCCUGGCAGCCUGGGGGGUGGUGGGCUGGGCCCGGAGCCACCUCAAGUUGGGCAUCACAGAGGAGAGGUCCAAGUGCUGA